Cladophialophora bantiana CBS 173.52 is the source of this 1335-nucleotide messenger RNA. RefSeq lists its product as uncharacterized. Gene Ontology annotation, biological process: cell wall organization. The record is from RefSeq and is a predicted model, not a curated record. Gene Ontology annotation, molecular function: glucan endo-1,3-beta-D-glucosidase activity; 1,3-beta-glucanosyltransferase activity. Bases 1 to 1335 code for a protein of 444 amino acids. Lineage: Eukaryota; Fungi; Ascomycota; Eurotiomycetes; Chaetothyriales; Herpotrichiellaceae. Gene Ontology annotation, cellular component: extracellular region; fungal-type cell wall; cell surface. The transcript has 2 exons.
AUGAGAGCAAUAAUCCCCGGUCUGGCUGCCUUGUGCGCACCUGUCGUGCUGGCUAUCCCCCAUGGAGGCAAUCGUCGACACCAACAUGCGAUGCGCCACGAGGGAGCGAUCGACUUCUCGACAGUCACUGAUGUCGUUACCGUCACCGCCAACAAUGCGGUCGUCUGGGUCGAUCAGUACAAUAAUGUGUUGUCCACCGAAUACCGUGAUCACCCAACUCCCACUACCAUCGCAUCAAGUUCCCAAGCGUCUCUGGUGGUCGUCGAAACUGAAUCUCCUCCAUCCCCAGGCCCAGCCCAAGCUUCCAAUUCCCCCUUCGGGGCACAUCCCCAUGCGUCUGAAUCAGCUGCUGCUCCACCAGUUUCCAGCUCCGAGUCUGCGGAACCAGUGCCCGCUGCUCCUUCUUCCGAGAUGGUGAAUUCCUCUCCUCCACCAGUCGCAAGUGUUGUUCAACCUUUGACCACUUCUAACACUGCCCCCGCUGAGAAAAGCAUGGCCGCAGCGAUGGAAAAUGGAAACUCGUACAAAGGCGUCAAAGGUGGAGCCAACGCUGGAGCCAAUGCUGCUGGUGGUGGUUAUGGUAUCUGCUAUGAACUCAUUGGCAGCAAUGGUUGCAAGGACCAGGGCACCAUGGACUCCGAGUUUGGUUUUUUGGCCAGUCAAGGGUACUCCAAAAUCCGUUUCUAUGACAUUGGCUGUGACCUUAGUGUGGCCACAGCUGCUGCUGCCGCCCAAGGGCUGCAAGUUAUGCUAGGUCUUAAUACUAUCGGCAAUGUUGCUGGUGAUUUGGGUACGCUUGUUGGCAUGAUCAACGGAAAUUGGGGACCGGUCGACACUAUUGUCAUUGGCAACGAAGUUGUCAAUUCAGGUGGUGCGGCAGCCGCCGUUGUCACUGCGCUCGACGUGGCUCGUCCGAUCCUGCAGGCUGCUGGGUUCACCAAGAACAUCGUCACUGUGGACACCUUCGCCGCGCACCAGAACAAUCCUUCACUUUGUCAGGCAUCGGAUUAUUGCGCCGUCAACGCUCACGCCUUCUUUGAUCCCAACACAUCAGCCAGUAAUGCAGGCUCUUUUGUUGAGGGUGUCAUUGCCCCUAUUGCUAAGAAGGCAAAUGGCAAACAAAUCAUCGUCACGGAGUCUGGUUGGCCAUACCAAGGACAGCCCAAUGGCCAGGCUAUCCCGUCGCCUGCCAACCAGCAAACCGCGAUUAAUGCUCUAAAGAGCGCAUUCAGUUCGAAUCCCGGCGGGGUGUUCCUCUUCCAAGCCUACGAUGCGACUUACAAGGCUCCUGGGGCUUUUGGCGUUGAGCAGUUCUUUGGCAUUUAUGGCCAUUAA